CAUCGUUGGUCCGCCAUGUUGCACUUUUUGUGGAUGUCGUGGGUGCAUCGUGAUGUCCUUUUUUGUGACGCGUAAAAACUGCACCACGUUUUGCAGAUUGGUGCUGUCUGAACGCUGCGAAAGUUCAAGAAGAUAUUAUGGAUCAUUUGUGUGAGACCUUAGCCUCGGGACGUGUAUAUAUCGGUCGAUGAGGUGGUGUUAUGCGUCGUAGGCGUUUGCGAUUCUGAUGGGACAGACCCAUGAAUCGGACUAAACGGCCUGUGCCCUUCCUGAUCUGAGGACGAGUGUGUAAAAUAUCUUAGAUGUUAUUUUAGUGCAGAGUGUUAAGUAUUUAGGUGUUUUACGAAGACUUUACUGGUGCUUUUGUGAGCCACUGAUCGUGGUAACAAGAAUGGAUUUCCCUUGGACGAAGAUGAAUCUGAUUCACCAGCAUUACUCAUUAGUAAUGCUUCUCAUGUAUUUAAAUCUAGCGCUGGGCCACGGCCAGGAGGUGGUGCACGUGCCCAGCACGCGAUGGUGCCACUUCUACAACGAGACGGUGUGUCCGGACGGCGCCGACUCGUGCGACCGAAAGGACGACUGCCGCGACCCGCAGCAGCCGGGACGGCGCAACAUGUGCUUCGUGCUGUGGCGCAACAGCAGCGCCGACGCCAUCGAGGUGGUGCUGAAGGGGUGCAUCAUUGACAUGACCGAGUGCUACAACCAGUCCGAGUGCGUGGCCGUCAAGCCGGCCAACCGGGGCGCCUACUUCUGCUGCUGCGAGGGCGACAACUGCAACCGCGAGUUCAGCUGGAACGUGCGUCCCGUCACCACCACGCCCACGCCCGUCACAGAGCGCACGAGCCGUCCCUCUGAGAAGACGCUGAUAGCGCUGGUGACGCUGGCGCCCAUCGUGCUAGUCACCGUCUGCGUGCUGGUCGGCUUCUUCGUGUACCGGCGCCGCAAGCCGAGCUACUUUAACGAGAUUCCGUCGCUGGACUCUGGUCUGGCGUGUCCGCCGUCGCCGCUGCCAGUGGCGCGGCCCGUCCAGCUGCUAGAGAUCGUCACCCGCGGCCGCUUCGUGGCCAUCUGGCGCGGCCGGCUGCGCGCCGAGCCGGUGGCCGUGAAAAUAUUCCCCGGCCACGAGCGGCGCAGCUGGCAGGCCGAGCGCGAGGUGCUCCAGCUGCCGCAGAUGAACCACGAGAACCUGGUCCGGUUUAUCGACGUGGAGAAGCACACAGACCUGGCCCAGGUGGAGUACUGGAUCCUGUCCGAGUACUGCGAGCACGGCUCCCUCUGCGACUACCUCAAGGGCCACCUGGUCAGCUGGCCGGAGGCGCUGCGCAUUGCCGAGGGCGUGGCGCGCGGCCUGGCGCACCUGCACGAGGAGGCGCCGCUGUCGCGCGCCGCUGGCGCCGCCAAGCCGGCCGUGGCGCACCGCGACUUCAAGAGCAAAAACGUGCUGCUGCGUGCCGACCUGACGCCGUGCGUGGCCGACUUCGGGCUGGCGCUCAUCUUUUACCCGCACCGGCCCAUCGGCGACGUCCACCCGCAGGUGGGCACGCGCCGCUACAUGGCGCCCGAAGUGCUGGAGGGCUCCAUCUGCUUCCACCGGGACGCCUUCCUGCGUAUCGACAUGUACGCGCUGGGCCUGGUGCUGUGGGAGCUGGCGUCGCGCUGCUCGGCGGCGCCCGGGCCCGUGGCCGACUACCGGCUGCCGUUUGAGGAGGAGGUCGGCCCGCACCCCAGUCUGGACGACAUGCAGCACCAGGUGGCCAGCCGGCGCGUCCGGCCGCGUCUGCAGCCCCACUGGCGCCUGCACCAGGGUCUGGAGGUGCUCUGUGAGACGGCCGAGGACUGCUGGGACAAUGACGCCGAGGCGCGCGUCUCGGCCAGCUGCGUGCUGGAGCGGAUGGGCGCGCUGCGCCAUCAGCAGGCGGCCGGCGCGCCGGCGCUCCGCUCGCCCUCGGUGCCGACCGUGGCGGCCGGCGCCGGCAGCCUGGCCGAGCCGCUGCUGCCGCCGCCGCCGGCCGGGCCGCCGCACCAGCUGUCCGAGCCGCUGCUGCCGCCCGCCGCCGCCCCCUCCGCAUCCGGGCCGCUCUAGAAGGCGGACGGCGAGCGCCGAGCCGCGUGGAGCCGGCGCAGAGGGAGACGGGCGGCCGGCGCCGCGUGUGCCACAGAUCGCCGUACCUGCGCGCUGUACCUGUCCGUAGCGGCCGCGCCGCGCCGCCGCGCCGCGUGUCGCCGAGGACGGUGCCGCGCCGUACCUGUCCGCCCGCCGCCCGGGACGGUGCCGACGGACAGCCGCGCCGCACCGGGCGGGCGCCGCUCGGUCCGCGGCCCACAGCAGUCACUGAGAGAGAGUCAGCGAGUGAGUCAGUGAGUCAGUCAGGGAGCGAGUGAGAGCGGUGUGGUGCAGUGGUCGGGAGCGCACGCGCGCGCGCCUGAGUGCGAUCUGGGUGUGGGGGUGAGCGGCGCCGUGCCGCGCGCGUCCGCUCCGCUGGGUGUCGACCGGCGGCGAUAGUCGUGUUGGUGUUUUCUGGCGUUUAUUUGACGCGCUGCUGCCGCUGCGCCGCUGCCGCCGCCUCCGUGUGCGAGGGAGGGGCCGUGUCCGACCGACCGACCGACUGACUGACGGGUAUGCUGGGCCGCUCGGCCGGCCGUGAGUACCUCAGCGCGCGCGCGGCCGCCGGGGCGCGCAGCCUCAGUUGCUCAAUACUGUCCGCUCCUGAGUGGCGGCCGCCGCGCCGCCGCCCGCUGGUCGCCGGGUAAGCCGCCGGUCCGGGCGCCGCGCCGCGCCGCCGGCGCCCGCCGGUAUCGGUUUACUGUUGGUACAAUCGUUAUGUUCCUAGCCGGGUUCGGCGGCCGGCCCCUCUGCCGGCCGCUCCCCAUAUUCCACCCUCUGAUGCCACCUGCCAGCCUAGUGGACGCGACGCCAGCGUUUAGUUCGUCUCAUUCUGUCCCAGUCUGUUACCAUGUAGUACAAAUCGUAUUGUACAUAUAGAGGUAGUGGCAGCGGGCGCGGACGGUUUUAUUAUAUAUAUACGGCGCGUGCUGUACGGCGCGCCUGGCGUAGAAGCGGGGCGGCCGCGCCGGCCGGCCGGCGGCCACGGCUCCGAGCGCGAGCGGCCGCCGGCGCCGGCGCCGCCCCGGCCUAGGUAUCCCGUCUCUGCUAACAAGGUGUAACCGUUUACCAGCUAAUAUCGUGCGGAAUAAACACACAGCUGCUGGAGACCGCUCUGUCUGUCUGUCU
Molecule: messenger RNA, 3232 nt
Organism: Amphibalanus amphitrite
Lineage: Eukaryota; Metazoa; Arthropoda; Thecostraca; Balanomorpha; Balanidae
Product: activin receptor type-2B-like
Exons: 9
Coding region: 392-2083 (563 amino acids)
Biological process (GO): activin receptor signaling pathway; cellular response to growth factor stimulus; protein phosphorylation
Cellular component (GO): plasma membrane; activin receptor complex
Molecular function (GO): ATP binding; activin receptor activity; activin binding
Source: RefSeq, a predicted model, not a curated record